This is a messenger RNA of Pseudophryne corroboree (corroboree frog), 941 nucleotides long. Its product is annotated as phospholipase A2, minor isoenzyme-like. Gene Ontology annotation, biological process: lipid catabolic process; arachidonate secretion; phospholipid metabolic process. The record is from RefSeq and is a predicted model, not a curated record. The transcript has 4 exons. The coding region runs from base 148 to 594 and encodes 148 amino acids. Gene Ontology annotation, molecular function: phospholipid binding; calcium ion binding. Lineage: Eukaryota; Metazoa; Chordata; Amphibia; Anura; Myobatrachidae.
UACUCUACUCUACCAAGUUGUGUAUGCCAGGUACUAGUAACCCCCUCUCUGAGUACACAGGAAACACACUGUUCCAUAACCUGGUGCCAAGGUCACCACCUGAUAUAAGACGAAUGUGUCCCAUCGUACAAGCCUUAAUCUAUCAUCAUGGGUCCUUGUGUGUUCCUGUCUCUGCUCCUCGCUGUGUCGGCGGUCUCCGCUCAUCCUGGGCCCAGGAAUCUCCUGCAGUUCCGGAAAAUAAUAAAGUGCAUUAUACCUAACAGCAAACCCCUGGAUGAGUACAAUGGAUACGGCUGCUACUGCGGACUUGGGGGCUCUGGUAUCCCAGUGGAUGAACUUGAUAAGUGCUGUGAGAUCCAUGACAACUGCUAUUCAGAAUACAAGUCCAUUAAGAACUGCAACAUAAUAUUUGACAACCCUUAUACAGAGUUCUACUCCUACACCUGUUCUGAUAACACCGUGACCUGUGCAAGCAAAAACAACCCGUGUGAAAUGCACAUAUGUGAUUGCGACAGGAAGGCUGCACGCUGCUUCUCCCAAGCCACCUAUAAUGAGCAAUUCAAGAACAUGGAUAAGAAAAAGCACUGUCUGUGAACGAAGAAGGACAUACAGAAGCUGACGCGUUUCACUAUGACACUACCCUCUCUAUAACACGUAGUGCGGCUGUGACAGCAAUACCUUCUGCGCUACAAGGGUUAUAUUUACUAAAGUGCGGGUUUCUAGAAGUGGAGGUUUUGCCCAAGCAGCUAAUCAUACUCUAGUUAUUAUCUCCUAGAAGGUGCUAUAUAAAUGAUACGCAGAAUCUGAUUGGUUGCUAUAGGCAACAUCUCCACUUCUAAAAACCUGCACUUUAGUAAAUAUUCCCCCAAGUCUCUACCACAAUUUCAGCCCCUCUUGGUGAUCACAUCAGCCGAUAACACACUCUCUGCUCCAUCAAUAAA